AUGUACAUGGAGGAGGAUGCUCGAGGCGUCAUGCAGGUACCCUACCAGGCCAGCCAUGGCGGUCGGCCCCAGAGUGACUCAGAGCCGCGCCGUGGUGUGACGGGCGAGAGAAGGAACAUGGCCCCUGCCAGCGAAUCGCGGCCCGCUGUCACCGCCGAGCCGCUGCGUCAUUGGUCAGCUGCCGCAGCCGAACAUCGGGCCUUGCAAGAGUCAUGGCUGCUUCUGCGCAUGCACAACUCAGAGAAACGCUGCCUUUUGCCUCGCUGCCCGCCCAAACAACGCAUCUUCUUCCGCGACACUUCACCUCCUUUUUGCUUCUUCGCCCGCGCCGCCGUCGCUCGACGCCUGCACCCCGCCCGCCCAUGCCUGCCCGCCUGCGCCGCCGCCGCCGCCGCCGCGCUGCCUUGGAGCCCGCCUGUGACUCCCUCUGAGACACAGCCUCAAAACCGGUUUCGCCCUGCCCGCGCCUUCACUCGCCUUCGCCGUGGCCCGUAUGACUGGCCGUCACCACCAUCACCACCUGACAGCCGUCGUGCUCAACUCUCCCCCAUGUGCCCGCCUGGCCCAUGCCACGGCUCCCCGGAUAGAAGGCGGUAG
Messenger RNA from Exserohilum turcica Et28A, 597 nucleotides. RefSeq lists its product as uncharacterized. Bases 1 to 597 code for a protein of 198 amino acids. The record is from RefSeq and is a predicted model, not a curated record. The transcript has a single exon. Lineage: Eukaryota; Fungi; Ascomycota; Dothideomycetes; Pleosporales; Pleosporaceae.